AUGAAGACCGCCCAAGACUUCCCGCGCCUCAAGCUUUGCGAUCCCUGCUCCCGGCUCUUCACCGACUAUCGGGAUGAAGCCAAAUCCGACCCCAACAGCAUCCGGUAUCACAUGUGGUACGAGGCUGAAGGAUACGAGUAUUGCCGGACUCGGCGUGAGCUCGAGCGUGCCGCUGUCUUCGACUGCGUGUUUUGCAAGGCCGUUGCUUCUCGCGACCGCAAGUAUCAGAAGCACGAGGACGACUGGGAGGACAAGACGGAGCUUCUGUUUGACGAGCGGCGCCCGGCCUGGUAUCCAUCGCUUGACGAAGAGCUCGGGCUGAGCAUCCGCUACAACUGGGUCGACAACGUUCUGUACAUUUGGAGCUGGAGCGGGAUCAAGUGGAGCGGGGGCGACCUGUCAUGGACCAUGUACGCCACGCCGGACGAUCCAGCGGCCUCCGUCGUCCAUUCGCAAGCAAUGCUCCAGGACCUUGGGUCGCCUGAGAGCUUUGCCGAGGCACGCAAGUGGAUGGACGAGUGCCUCACCAGCCACGACGAGUGUCCCGUACACCUGCCCGCCGAUCUGCCUACAAGACUCAUUGAGGUGUCUCCCCUGGGCGAGCCCGAAUCUGCGCGGCUGUGCGAGACCAGCGGGCGAAAAGGUCACUAUUGCGCCUUGAGUUACUGCUGGGGAGGAGACCAGGUCCUCAAGACGCUUCGCGAACGGUAUGGCCGAUACCAAAAUGAACUCCCGUACGGCCAGCUGCCCCAGACGAUCAAAGACGCUUUUCAGGUCACCCGGAGCAUGGGCCUGAGGUACAUCUGGAUCGAUGCGUUUUGCAUCAUCCAGGACAGUGACGAGGAUAAGCAGGCCGAGAUGGCCAAGAUGAUGGGCAUCUACCAGAAGACACAGUUCACCAUCUCGGCGGCGAGUGCCUCAGCCGCUACCGCGGGAUUCCUCCAGACUGAUUACCACGACCCCAGCAUUGGAGCCUUCCAUCACCCCCUCCGGGUAGAAGAGGACACCAUGGGCUCGGUUCUGAUUGCGGAGAGCUCGGCAUCAUUCGCGAGUGUCUCCGCGCACGAGCAGCCCAUCAACACCCGUGGUUGGACCCUCCAGGAGGCCCUGCUCACGCCUCGCCUCCUGAUAUUCACCAACAUGCACAUGGUCUGGAAGUGCCAGACCGGCUACCAGCCCGACUUCCACGCCACCUCCCGAGACUCCCGCGAAAGGCGCCGCGAGGAAGAUGGCCCCUGGAGCUUUUGGUCCUCGCUCUGCGGCUACUCGUUUACGCCUCUCAAGGAGCUCGACGAUCUGGCCGCCCCUGAAACUCCGCGGACCGGAAAGGCUUUCAACAGCCAUGGGGGAACUUACUCAACCUGGCACUUCAUCUUGAACAAGUACACGACGAGGCAGCUCACCGAAGAAAGCGACCGGCUGCCUGCCAUCUCGGCCAUUGCGCAGGCCUUUGCCGCCCACUUCAAGACCGAGUACCACGCAGGGCUCUGGGGCCGCUUCCUCGUGCACGACCUCAUGUGGGAGAACUGGCUUUCCAACCCCGACGCCACAAAGUCGGGGGCCCCGUCAUGGUCGUGGGCCACCAUGAAAGGGGAGCUUCAUUACGACGGCGGCAACACCGACUAUGCCCGAGCCGAGGUCGUGUCGUGCAAGACAACGCCCGUGUCGGACCAGAAUCCCUUCGGCGCAGUUACUGGCGGCGAGCUCGUCAUCCGCGGACACGUAAACAAGCUGUGGCUCGAUAGAGGGGAGGGUACCGCACUGAAACUCUUCGACGACGAGGGCGCCACCAUUCCUGACGCUGAGUUUGUCAGUGACGGUGGGUCUGGAGACUGGAAUCGGGGCCGCACCGCCGUGCUGUGCUUGGUCCUCGGCGACAAACCCGGGGCGAUCGCGCACAGGAAUUAUCCAAAUUGUUGCCCGAAUUAUAUAACCAGGUGUCCCGAGUCGACACGGUGUCGGAUGAUGGUGCUCGUUGAGAGUUUGGACCGGGAGGGCUGCUAUCAGCGGAUAGGGCUGGCCAAGGCAGAGACGUAUGAGAGGCCGUGCUGGUGGGAGCAGUGCGAGAGGAAGACGGUGACGGUUGUCUAA
Molecule: messenger RNA, 2091 nt
Organism: Trichoderma gamsii
Lineage: Eukaryota; Fungi; Ascomycota; Sordariomycetes; Hypocreales; Hypocreaceae
Exons: 2
Coding region: 1-2091 (696 amino acids)
Source: RefSeq, a predicted model, not a curated record